This is a messenger RNA of Haliotis rufescens (red abalone), 1539 nucleotides long. Its product is annotated as galactose-3-O-sulfotransferase 2-like. NCBI's taxonomy places the organism in Eukaryota, Metazoa, Mollusca, Gastropoda, Lepetellida, Haliotidae. The transcript has 3 exons. Gene Ontology annotation, biological process: glycolipid biosynthetic process. The coding region runs from base 100 to 1383 and encodes 427 amino acids. The record is from RefSeq and is a predicted model, not a curated record. Gene Ontology annotation, cellular component: membrane. Gene Ontology annotation, molecular function: galactosylceramide sulfotransferase activity.
GCUUGUGCAGUUUCCAUUUGCGAUUUAUUCAUUCGGUUGGUGACACGGCAACGAGGUGUUUGUUGGAUUCAGGUCGCAAGGCAAGGACUCAACCUUGAAAUGGCGAAAUUGUGCAAAAUCUCUUCCAUGAUUUCAAAACGGGCCAUGAUAAGAUUGGUGUGUUUUGGCGCAGUGGCGUAUGUUUCCGUGUUAGCUGUUUUCCAGUGGCCUCGACAACCAGUUAUGACAAAUGUAAUACAACGUAUGUGUGAACGGUCCCCAGCCUUUAGACCUACCUGUUCCUGUCAAGAGCGCAAAAUGACACUGCCAAGACCCUCUCCGCAACCUUCCGUCAUUCACACAGCCAAUCAGACGAAACGGUUGCCAGAAAAGCAACACGUUGCUUUCGUUAAAACGCACAAGGCUGCCAGUUCCACUGUCCUCAACAUUCUUUACCGGUUUGCAAGUGAACGAGGCCUCGUAAUUAUUCUACCUAAGGUGGGUAACUAUCUAACAGGCAGAUAUCUUAACAAGACGAGGAUCUUUCCGCCGCCUAAAGGGAAGAAGUUUGACAUUCUCUGCAACCAUGCUUUAUUUAACUACACAUCCUUCUCGUCCUACCUCCCAACUGACACAGAAUACAUUGGCAUUGUGAGAGAACCAUUUCAAAGAUUCGUCUCGGCUGUACACUAUUUUAGAUUUACACAACCCAAAGAAUACCUUCAACGAAUUCCUGGGAGGCGCGGUGCGAUUCUGAAGACCUAUCUCGAGAACCCGAUGGCUUGGGAACCGGAAAACCCCAUGCAGUCCAUGACUAAUAACAGAAUGGCCAUAGAUUUUGGAUUUCCUGCUCAGCUCUUGCGCAACGAGUCCUUGUUCGAUGAAUACUUGAUAUCUCUCAACAAAACGUUUCGUGUAGUGAUGAUUGCUGAGCAGUUCGACGAAUCGCUUGUCCUGGUGAAGCGAACUCUGAACUGGAGCCUCAAGGACGUGAUAUAUACCAUUAAAAACAGAGCUCGUUUUAAAAUAAGGGUUCCUGGAAUUGAAGGAAAGUUAAUGAUGAAUUUUUAUCAGGUGUCAAAUUUAGAUAAAAAACUUUACGAUUUCUCCCUGAAGAGAUUCAGAAAGCAAAUUGAACAGGAAGGUCCUGAUUUUCAUAAAGAGGUGGAAUAUUUCCGAACAUUGCGAGAAAACGUUGCAAGUUUCUGCACUCGUUGGCAACGCAAACCUAAACUUGAGAUCCCACCCAGCAACUGGUCACGUGGAUUCAGCGUGACCAGACGCGAGUGUACGUUACUACGUUUAGAAGAACUACCCUUUGUCUCGUAUCUUCAAAAUCAGCGCAAGAAUGACCUUUUGGGUUUUGGGGCUAAUAAUGACUUUAUGAAAUCAAUACCUCUUUGACUGAUAGUUUGUACCAAGAAGUUACAUCAUCUUAAAGAGGCACUCCGUUCUACAGUCUGGCGCCAUUUCUGGUCAAUCUCAUUAAACUCAGAUCUAAGUUCUCGUUGCCGCUAAACAAAGAUCUGAGGACAUCCCAUUACGGGUCACGUCAGAACG